GGUUUCACUUCCGCCUGGCUGCAGGGAUCACCAGGAACUCCCCUUCCCAAUAUAUUAGAAUAAUCCCAAUAGAUCAUUUCCACACACGCACCGCCAAAAGGGGGAAACACGCCCCUCCUCAGCUCUUGCUGUGCGCAAUGGGAACCAGAUGAGGCCCGAGAGAUUCCCGCCGCCCUCAGGCAAGCUGAGGCAGCCCUCGAGCAUCCUCCUCCGUCCCUCCUCUCCAGGAGGCGUCUGCGCGGGGCUCUCCUCUGGCUUCUCUCCAGCAGGGUCCAGGAGAAGGCGAGCGGCGUUGCCCUCCCGAGCCGAAGAGGCGCGCGAGAAGGUAGAAGGCAAGAAUCUUGCAGUGAACCGGGUUUAACUGGAUUCUGAUGACAGUCAUCUCAAAUUCUGUUUUGCUGAAGGAGACAAACCUGACUGGUGGAAUUUCCGGCCACCAGGCAUAGUCUUCAGAACAGUAUUUAUGUGGAAGGCAGUAAGCGUUUAGAGCACAAAAGGUCAUGUUCCAGCACUGCAAGGCAUGCAUCUGUUAUCCUGAGGACUGCGAGGGCUUUCCUGAUGUUGACAGCAAGCACGUUCACUUUCUACAAGUGGGUAUUGCUUUCAAUGACAAUACGAGACCCUAAGAGGCCAACAGCCUGGAUGCAGCAUGACAGGGCAGACUGCAGAUUGCUAGACAAGUGUUUCACAUUUCCCCUACACCCACCCCACGGCAUAACUUUAAAUGGACACUGUUUUGACCUGUUGUGCAAAAGCCGAUGAUGUUUCUACAACUCCAACUGUCAUAAGGCUGUGAGGGCUGCUGAAGAUGUCCGAUAGUCUGGAUACUGAAGAGAAACCUCCCGCCCCGCCACUGAGAAUGAACAGUAACAACCGUGAUUCUUCGGCACUCAAUCACAGCUCCAAGCCUCUCCCCAUGGCUCCAGAAGAGAAGAACAAGAAGGCUCGUCUCCGCUCCAUCUUUCCGGGAGGGGAUAAAACCAAUAAGAAGAAAGAGAAAGAACGUCCUGAAAUCUCUCUCCCUUCAGACUUUGAACACACGAUCCAUGUGGGGUUUGAUGCCGUCACUGGGGAAUUCACAGGGAUUCCUGAACAGUGGGCCAGGCUGUUGCAGACCUCCAAUAUAACGAAACUGGAACAGAAGAAGAACCCGCAAGCUGUUCUGGAUGUCCUCAAAUUCUAUGACUCCAAAGAGACAGUCAAUAACCAGAAAUAUAUGAGCUUUACGUCAGGAGAUAAGAGUGCCCAUGGCUACAUUGCAGCCCAUCCUUCGAGCACAAAAACGGCAUCGGAACCCCCGCUAGCUCCCCCAGUUUCAGAAGAGGAAGAUGAGGAAGAUGAAGAAGAGGAGGAUGACAAUGAGCCGCCACCUGUUAUUGCCCCACGUCCAGAGCAUACAAAAUCUAUUUAUACACGUUCUGUAAUUGAACCUGUUGCUGCCCCAGCCCCAGCUAAAGAACCUACAACCCCCCAGCCUGAGAACUCCAGCACAAACACUUUGUACAGAAACACAGAUCGACAACGGAAGAAAUCCAAGAUGACCGAUGAAGAGAUCCUAGAGAAAUUAAGAAGCAUCGUGAGUGUCGGAGACCCGAAGAAGAAAUAUACACGGUUUGAAAAGAUUGGCCAGGGGGCUUCAGGUACAGUUUAUACCGCGAUAGACAUUGCCACAGGGCAGGAGGUGGCUAUCAAACAAAUGAAUCUCCAGCAGCAACCCAAAAAGGAAUUAAUAAUCAAUGAAAUCCUGGUCAUGAGGGAAAAUAAGAAUUCCAAUAUAGUUAACUAUUUAGAUAGUUACCUGGUCGGUGAUGAACUUUGGGUAGUCAUGGAGUACUUGGCUGGUGGUUCUUUGACCGACGUUGUUACAGAAACUUGCAUGGAUGAAGGGCAGAUAGCUGCUGUCUGUAGGGAGUGCCUGCAAGCGCUGGAUUUCUUGCAUUCAAACCAAGUGAUCCAUAGAGACAUCAAGAGUGACAACAUUCUUCUCGGGAUGGAUGGAUCUGUCAAACUCACCGACUUUGGCUUCUGUGCCCAGAUCACCCCUGAGCAGAGUAAGCGGAGCACAAUGGUGGGCACCCCCUACUGGAUGGCGCCGGAAGUGGUCACGAGGAAAGCAUAUGGCCCCAAAGUGGACAUCUGGUCUUUAGGGAUCAUGGCAAUAGAAAUGGUGGAAGGAGAACCUCCGUAUCUGAAUGAAAAUCCUCUCAGGGCCUUGUAUUUGAUAGCUACAAAUGGAACACCAGAACUCCAGAAUCCCGAGAGACUCUCUGCUGUUUUCCGAGACUUUUUGAAUCGCUGUCUUGAGAUGGAUGUUGACAGGCGAGGGUCUGCAAAAGAACUCUUGCAGCAUCCGUUUUUAAAACUGGCCAAGCCACUCUCCAGCCUGACUCCCUUGAUCAUUGCAGCAAAGGAGGCUAUAAAGAACAGUAGCCGCUAGCAUUUUGAAUCGCACUUGCCUGUUACUUUGCGGCAGGACUGAACAAGAACUAUGUCGAGCCUUGGACUCUUCUGCUGGAGGAAAGGCAGGUGGAAAUCAACAGUCACAGUCCACGGGGGAAGGAGGCAGUGGUCUUCUGCUCCUUUUCCCCAGAAGAGAAACCUAUCGCGUGUCUUCUUCCCACUCUUCAAUUCUUUAAUUUAUUUCUAAGGUCAACGGGAGCCUGCCAGGCAGAGGCAGGACCGGAAGCCCCUUUGCUCUUUAGGCUAUGUCCGGAGCACCGAUGGCACAGCAUGGAUACUCUCUGCACUCACCUGGACAGGAAUGGCGGCCCAACCAGCUUUCCACCCCCUUUUUAAUUUUCUUCUUAGUCUUUUCUGUUUGGUUUUGAAACUGAAUUUGAGUCCUCUUUCACUCUGGCUGUUUGAAGGACCCAGACAGUUUGCUAAGCACCAGUCUGUUCGCUUGUCAUGAGAUGAGAAAGAUCACAAGGAAGCUUGCUUUAUUUAACCAAAAAAAAAGAAAGAAAAAGAGUGAGAGAGAAAGAAAGAGAGAGAAAUUAAUAAUCAAUCAAGGAGCAGAUCAAUCACAGCAUCCUUCUUUGAGAAUUUAUGUUUUGAAAUACAGAAUACAGAUAGCAAUUACAUUCCUGGGCAGCCUGGCGACAAUGUCAUGAAUAUUGGUGCUUUUGUGUUGGUGAGUCUUUCCCUCCUCCCAAAUAAACAAACAAAAAUUAGAAACAUAAAAACCACGUUCUAACUGAGUCUGUAUAAGGCAACAGCUGUGAGUACAUGGCAACAGAACCCAUCCUGCCUGGUGACCAUUCUCUUCUCCAUAAUGCUGAGCAUCUUAUUUCCAUUGAACUGGAGCUGAAGGCAACUCAAUGUCCCCAAUGUAAGGCCCCCAUCUGCACUAUAUAAUUAAAGCAGUAUUAUACCACUUUAAAUAGUUAUGGCUUCCCCUAAAGAAUCCUGAGAACUGUUGUUUGUUAAGGGUGCUGAGAGUUAUUAGGAAACCCCUAUUCCCAUCACAGAGAUACAAUUUCCAGAGUGGUUUAACAAUCAGUCCCUCUUCCUAGGGAAUCCUGGGAACUGUACCUCUGUGAGGGCAACAGGGUUCUCCUAACUUUCAGGACUCCUUACAGGAUUCUUUGGGAGAAGCCAUGAAAGUUGAAAGUGGUACACCACUGCUUUGAAAGUAUAGUGCCGAUGGGGCCUAAGAUUCCUGAAGCCUUGGUGCUAAGAGCCCCUUUGAUUUCAGGAUAGCAUCUUAAGGCAGUGAGCUAUAAUCAGCCAUCACAUUCAUCCAUAAUGGUCUUGCCUUUGGGAAGGGAACCUCAUGCAACAUUCGUGUAACUGAAUCGAGGAGAGGGAUGUAGAACAUGUGGCCCUGCAGAUGUUUUUGGACUACAGCUCUCGUCAUCCAUGACUGUUGGCCGUGUUCAUCACAAUGGCUGUGUAGCUGAAGGGAGUGGGAGUGCCACAACCUCUAGACGGGCUGCAGGUUCUCCAUCCCUGAUUUAGGAGAAAUCCAGUUUCAGCACCAUGCUCCUUGUGAUGCAGUUAAUGGACUUUGUCCUUUCCCCUAGCAAACUGAAAACACCCUUACUGCAAUCCCAGUGAACACAGGGUCUGGAAAGAGAGUGGUGAUAUGGAGUCUGAGGAAUCCCAUCAGUCUGUUGUGUUACUGUAGGAGUUGGCCUUCUGGACAUUGCUUCCUGUGCAACAUGGGAAACAGAACUGAAGAGGGCUGGUUAAGGAUCAAAGAGAACAGAAAAUGCAGUGAUAUAUACCUUGAUGGGAGGUUUUCUCUCUCCUCCUUCCCCUCAAGCCUGUUGUGAACUUUGACCCAUAAUGCAAAACAUUGAAUCUGGAAUCUCUGAACUUUGUAUUGCUGAAGCCUAGCAAUGAUUGUGAAUAUUUGUUAAAGGAGCAAACUAGCUUUGAUUAAACCAUAU
Messenger RNA from Rhineura floridana, 4394 nucleotides. It is a transcript of the gene PAK3, whose product is annotated as p21 (RAC1) activated kinase 3. Gene Ontology annotation, biological process: regulation of axonogenesis; regulation of MAPK cascade; protein phosphorylation. The transcript is spliced from 19 exons. The coding region runs from base 809 to 2437 and encodes 542 amino acids. The record is from RefSeq and is a predicted model, not a curated record. Gene Ontology annotation, molecular function: protein serine/threonine kinase activity; ATP binding. Lineage: Eukaryota; Metazoa; Chordata; Lepidosauria; Squamata; Rhineuridae. Gene Ontology annotation, cellular component: cytoplasm.